Messenger RNA from Ostrea edulis (European flat oyster), 2721 nucleotides. RefSeq names its product ribonucleoside-diphosphate reductase large subunit-like. Gene Ontology annotation, cellular component: ribonucleoside-diphosphate reductase complex. Gene Ontology annotation, molecular function: ribonucleoside-diphosphate reductase activity, thioredoxin disulfide as acceptor; ATP binding. The record is from RefSeq and is a predicted model, not a curated record. Gene Ontology annotation, biological process: DNA replication; deoxyribonucleotide biosynthetic process. Lineage: Eukaryota; Metazoa; Mollusca; Bivalvia; Ostreida; Ostreidae. Bases 105 to 2492 code for a protein of 795 amino acids. The transcript is spliced from 17 exons.
GCGAGACAUUCGAGGAGUUCCGAUUGGAGAAGGCGCCAGAAAUACGCGGGAGAUAUUGAAGUCGUCUUUGUAUACACUUUGUUUCGUGGGUCCAAAUUGAGAAGAUGUACGUCCACAAAAGAGAUGGAAGGCAGGAGAAGGUGAUGUUUGACAAAAUCACGUCCCGGAUCCAGAAGCUGUGCUAUGGAUUACAUUCGGAUUUUGUUGACCCGGCUGCAAUAACUCUCAAGGUCAUCAAUGGUUUGUAUCCAGGAGUGACCACUGUAGAGCUGGACAAUCUAGCUGCCGAGACUGCUGCGACGAUGACCACCAGACACCCCGACUACGCAAUCCUCGCUGCCAGGAUAGCGGUGUCCAAUCUCCACAAGGAGACCAAGAAAGUUUUCAGUGAGGUGAUGGAUGAUCUUUAUAAUUGGAUCAACCCCAAAACCAACCAGCACUCCCCCAUGAUAUCAUCGGAGAUCCACAGCAUCAUCAUGAACAACGCUGAUCGAUUGAAUUCAGCAUUGAUAUAUGAUCGGGACUUUAACUACCAAUAUUUUGGAUUUAAAACUUUGGAAAGAUCUUACCUGUUGAGAAUAAACGGGAAAGUGGCCGAGAGGCCUCAACACAUGCUGAUGAGAGUUUCUGUGGGGAUCCAUCAUCAUGACAUUGACAGUGCCAUUGAGACAUACAACCUGCUAUCAGAAAAGUGGUUCACCCAUGCUUCUCCUACGCUGUUUAACGCUGGAACAAACCGACCACAGCUGUCAAGCUGUUUUCUGCUGACAAUGCACUCGGACAGUAUAGAAGGAAUUUAUGAUACCUUAAAACAAUGUGCGUUGAUUUCUAAAUCUGCGGGGGGCAUCGGACUGAAUGUUCACUGUAUUCGAUCCACGGGAAGCUAUAUUGCUGGGACUAAUGGAACGUCUAACGGAUUGUUACCGAUGCUGAGGGUGUACAACAACACAGCUAGAUACGUGGAUCAAGGAGGAAAUAAGAGACCCGGGGCUUUCGCUAUUUACUUGGAGCCCUGGCACAUGGACGUUUUCCAAUUCCUGGACUGUAAGAAGAAUACUGGGAAGGAAGAACAGCGGGCCAGGGAUUUGUUCUACGCCCUGUGGAUCCCGGAUCUCUUCAUGAAGAGGGUGGAGAAGAACGAGGAUUGGACUCUAAUGGACCCUCAUGAGUGUCGAGGACUACACGACUGCUGGGGAGAGGAGUUUGAAAACUUGUACCAAAAAUACGAACAAGAGGGCAAAGGAAGGAAAACGAUAAAAGCUCAGCAGCUGUGGUACGCGAUCAUUGAGUCGCAGACAGAGACCGGUACCCCAUACAUGUUGUACAAGGAUCACUGUAACAGGAAGUCCAACCAACAGAAUCUGGGAACCAUCAAAUGUAGCAACCUGUGUACAGAGAUCGUGGAAUACAGCAGUCCUGACGAGGUUGCUGUGUGUAAUUUGGCAUCCAUUGCUCUCAACAUGUACGUCAAGCCAGACAAGACAUAUGACUUUGAGAAACUCAAAAGUGUCACCAAAGUCAUCGUCAGAAACCUGAAUAAAAUCAUUGAUGUCAACUACUACCCGGUACCAGAGGCCAAACGAUCCAACAUGAGACAUCGUCCAAUCGGAAUUGGUGUUCAGGGCCUAGCCGACGCCUUCAUUCUGAUGAGGUUCCCGUUCGAAAGUGAGGAGGCACAGUUACUAAACAUUCACAUUUUCGAGACGAUUUACUACGCAGCACUGGAAGCGAGUUGUGAGUUGGCGGAACGUGAUGGAACGUACGAGACGUAUCCAGGAAGUCCAAUCAGCAAGGGGAUCUUGCAACCUGACAUGUGGAAUGUAGUACCUACCAACCUUCAAGACUGGAAUUCAUUACGUGAAAAAAUCAAAAAACAUGGUGUUAGAAACAGCUUGUUAUUGGCCCCCAUGCCUACAGCCUCCACUGCACAGAUUCUAGGUAACAAUGAAUCGAUAGAGGCUUACACCAGUAACAUAUACUCCAGGAGAGUUUUGUCCGGGGAGUUCCAGGUGGUGAACCAGCACUUGAUGAAAGAUUUGACAGAGAGAGGAUUGUGGGACGAUGACAUGAAAAACAAAAUCAUCGCCAAUAGCGGAUCUAUUCAGAAUGUUGAGGAGAUCCCGGAGGAAAUCCGUAAGUUGUACAAGACAGUAUGGGAGAUAUCCCAGAAGACAGUGCUCAAAAUGGCAGCCGACAGGGGAGCAUUUAUUGACCAGAGUCAGUCGAUGAACAUCCACAUUGCCGAGCCUAACUACGGCAAACUGACCAGUAUGCACUUCUACGCCUGGAAACUAGGACUGAAGACGGGCAUGUACUAUUUGAGAACAAAGCCUGCAGCUUCCGCUAUUCAGUUCACUGUAGACAAGACAAAGCUGAAACAGCCCACAGGAAAAUCAGCAGCAGAACAAGAUAUAGAGAAAGCCACAACAAACAUGGCAGCCAUGGUGUGCUCUCUGAAAAACAAAGAUGACUGUCUGAUGUGUGGCUCCUAAAGAAAACAAUCAUCUCCAAUAACUACAUUAUCAUUUCCAGAGAGUUAGCUUAUAGAGAUACCAAUAACUACAUUAUCAUUUCCAGAGAGUUAGCUAUGAGAAGCUGAUUGGUAGUGUUCCAGAAUGUUAUAUGUGUUCGAUCUGCCCUGCUGGUGUGAUAUUUGACAAUAUAUUGUCAGUUAUUUUGACAGCAGAGAUUAUUUAUUUAUUAAAACUAUGCUACAUCAAA